AUGGAGCCCCCGCCGCCCACUCCUUCUCCGUCGCUCUCGCUUUCCCCCUUCACACUCCCCUUAGCACGUCGCCCUCGCUUUCCCCUCGUCGUCAUUGCUUCCCCCGUCGGUCUCGCUUUCCCCCGCCGCACACUCCUUCCCCCGUCUCUCUCGCUUUCCCCCCCUGCCCACUCCUCCCGUCGUUCUCGUUUGCACCCGUCACCCACUCCUUCCCCCGUCGCACUCGCUUUCCCCCGUCGCCUCUGGCUUUCCCCCGUCGUCCUUGCUUCCCCCAUCGCCCUCGCUUUCCCCCGUCGUCAUUGCUUUCCCCCGUUGCUCUCGCUUUCCCCCGCCGCCCACUCCUUCCCCCAUCUCUCUCGCUUUCCCCUGCCGCCCACUCCUCCCGUCGUUCUCGUUUGCCCCCGUCGCCCUUUCUCUACCCCGUCGCCCACACUUGUCACCGUCCCCCAUGCUUUCCCAAGUCGCACACGCGUUCCCUGGCGCCCACACUUGUCACUGUCCCCCGUCGCUCUUGCUUUCCUCUGUCAUUCUCCCUCCCUUUCCUCUGUCAUCAUUACUUCCCCCAUCGCCCUCGUUUUCCCCCGCCGCCCACUCCUUCUCCCGUCGCUCUCGCUUUCCCCCGCAGCCAUUCCAUCUCCCGUCGCUCUCUCUUGCCUCCAACACCCACUCCUUCCCCCGUCGCCGUCGCUUUCCCCCGUCUCCCUCCCUUUCCCCCGUCAUCCUUACCCUCCCCAUCGCUCUCGCACACUCCUCGUCGCUCUCGCUUUCCCCCGUCGCCUUUGUUACACACCGUCGUCAUUGCUUUCCCCCGUCGCCAGCUCCUUCCCCACUCGCCUCCCCUUCCGCCCCCGCCUUUUCUUGACCCCCGCCUUUGGCUCCCUCGUCGCUUUUGGUACACCCGUCAGUUUUGGUACACCCCCCGCCAUUGCUCCCCCGCCCUCGUCACCUACUCCUGCCCCGUCGCCCUCGUUUCUCCCCGUCACCCAACCCUUCCCCCUUUGCCCACGUUUCCAUCCGUCUCCCACCCUUUUCCCUGUCAUCCUCUCAUACACCCGUCGCCCCCGGGAUCCUUCCACCCUUAGCAUUCUCUCAUUACUCCUCCCUCCUCACCACCCCUCCGCCCGCCCCUCACCACCACCCUCCAAUCUCUUCUUAUAG
This is a messenger RNA of Closterium sp. NIES-65, 1158 nucleotides long. Lineage: Eukaryota; Viridiplantae; Streptophyta; Zygnematophyceae; Desmidiales; Closteriaceae. The record is from the annotation of a GenBank genome assembly.